AUGGAUGAUUUAGAGGAAUUGGAGUACUUGUCCCUCGUUUCAAAGGUCGCCUCUGAAAUAAAAAAUCAUACUGGGAUUGAUGAUAAAACUCUAUCUGAGUUUGUAAUAAACUUAUAUGAACAAUCCAAAACUUUUGAUGAAUUCAAGGAAAAUGUUCAAGCAUCAGGAGGAGAUUUUGCAGAGUCCUUUCUACAAAAUGUCGCCAGAUUAAUUCGCGAAUUACAUCCAAAAUUGAAAGCGAAAAUCCUAGGUGAUCAGGAUUCUGUUGGUAAAAACAAAACCGCGGUGCCUAAUCUAACGCCUGAAAGCGAUAAUGCGGAUCGAAAGCGGGAGUUGUUUCCUGGUUUAAGCAUUCCCGAUCAUAGAAAUCUCGAAAAUUCUAAUCAAGACAGUGAUUUAAUGAAUGAUACCAUGAAUGAGUUAGAUCGGUUGUCCAGCUCUUCGCGUUCAAGAAGGCCGGAUAGUACUCGGGAUAUUUUUUACAGAGAGAGGUCGAGAAGUCCCCCUCGUUCUUCUCGUAAUGGUGAUAGACAUCCUGCAGACCGGUAUGUACCUACUCGUUCGCGCGAUAGUAGUUCUACUUAUCGGCGUCAAAAAACUAAUGCGUUUAAUGGGUUUCCACAAUUAAAUGAAAUAUACCCUGGUAUUGUUUCUGGUAUAAAGGAAUUUGGUGCCUUUGUGACAUUGGAUGGCUUUUCCCAAAGAACGGAUGGUUUGGUCCAUAUAUCCAACCUGAUGAGUGGUCGGCGUGUUGAGCAUCCCUCUGAAGUUGUUGCAUAUGGGCAACCUGUUUUGGUUAAGGUUAAUCGAGUAGAUGAAGCUAGCAAAAGAAUAGGUCUCUCGAUGAAAGAGGUUGAUCAGAUUACUGGAGAGGACUUGAAGCCCAAAACAGAAGACAAUGUUAUUUAUCGUGGCACCGGUGCUAAUUCUGUUGGUUUGAACGCAGAUGAAAAAAAUGUUCAGACAACUGAUUUCUUCGACGUCGGUAAAAAUAAUGGAAGAAAGAGACUGACUUCUCCUGAGAUUUGGGAACUGCAACAGCUGGCUGCUUCAGGAGCAAUUUCAUCAUCAAGUAUUCCUGGGUUCCAAGAGGAACUGACUACAUUUAAUAACCCUGAAUUGAAGCCAGAAGAUGAUGAAGAUUUCGAAAUUGAAUUACGUGAUGAAGAACCUAGGUUCCUUGCUGGUCAAACAAAACUCUCCCUUAAGCUUUCUCCUAUAAAAGUUGUAAAAGCACCCGAUGGGUCUUUAUCUCGAGCUGCAAUGCAAGGACAAGUACUAGCUAGUGAUCGUCGAGAAAUGCGUCAAAAAGAAGCACGUAUGCAAAGCGAAAAAGAGCUAGAAAAACAGGAUCUAUCGUUAGUAUGGAAUGAUACAAUGGCCCGACCAGAAGACAAAAAAUUUGCUCAGGAGAUACGCAGUUCAGCAACUCAACAAAUGACUACUCAAAUGCCCAAUUGGCGACAGCAAUCCGUAAAGGGUCCAGAUGUAUCGUACGGGAGGAAGACGACUUUAAGCAUGAAAGAGCAGAGAGAGAAUCUCCCUGUCUUCAAACUUCGAAAGGCGUUUUUAGAAGCUGUUUUCAAAAAUCAAGUCCUUGUUCUGUUAGGUGAAACGGGUUCCGGUAAAACCACGCAAAUUACUCAAUAUUUAGCCGAAGGAGGUUAUACGGAUAAUAGAAAAAUAGUCGGUUGUACUCAGCCAAGACGUGUAGCUGCUAUGUCAGUUGCGAAGCGCGUUGCUGAAGAAGUUGGAUGCCGGGUUGGAGAAGAAGUCGGUUAUACCAUUCGUUUCGAAGAUAAGACAAGUAGGAUGACUCGAAUUAAAUACAUGACAGAUGGUAUGCUUCAGCGCGAAUGCUUGGUUGAUCCACUCUUAAGAAAAUAUUCUGUUAUCAUUCUCGAUGAAGCACAUGAAAGAACUGUAUCUACUGACGUUUUGUUUGGCUUACUGAAGCAUACAGUAACGAGGAGAAGUGAUUUGAAAUUAAUUGUUACGUCUGCCACGUUAGAUGCAGAACGGUUUUCCUCGUAUUUCCAUAAAUGCCCUAUAUUUACAAUUCCUGGACGAUCUUAUCCUGUUGAAGUAUUAUAUGCCAAGCAACCAGAAAGUGACUAUCUUGAUGCAGCAUUACUUACGAUAAUGCAAAUACAUUUAACUGAAGGUCCAGGUGACAUUUUAGUAUUUUUGACAGGACAAGAGGAAAUUGAUACGAGUUGUGAAAUUCUUCAUGAAAGGACAAAGAUGCUGGGGGAUUCUGUACCUGAUUUAGUAAUUCUGCCAGUAUAUUCCGCGCUCCCUUCGGAGGUACAAAGUCGUAUUUUUGAACCUGCUCCACCGGGAGGAAGAAAGGUAGUUAUUGCUACAAAUAUUGCAGAAACUAGUUUGACGAUUGAUGGAAUUUACUAUGUAGUCGAUCCUGGUUUUGUGAAGCAGAGUUGUUUUGAUCCCAAAUUAGGUAUGGAUUCUCUGGUCGUUACGCCGAUUUCACAAGCACAAGCAAGACAAAGAAGUGGACGUGCAGGCCGUACAGGGCCAGGAAAGUGCUACCGGUUGUAUACAGAAAAUGCCUUCCAGAAUGAGAUGUUACCGAGUCCGAUUCCUGAGAUCCAACGUCAAAAUCUUUCUUAUACCAUCCUUAUGUUGAAGGCUAUGGGAAUCAAUGAUUUGCUGAACUUUGACUUUAUGGAUCCACCGCCAGCGCAAACGAUGAUUGCCGCAUUACAAAAUCUAUAUGCAUUAUCGGCACUGGACGACGAAGGAUUGUUAACGCCAUUGGGAAGGAAGAUGGCGGACUUUCCUAUGGAGCCACAAUUAUCAAAGGUUUUGAUUACGAGUGUUGAACUUGGAUGUUCUGAAGAGAUUUUGACGAUUAUAGCCAUGUUGAGUGCUCCCAACAUCUGGAGUCGACCAAGAGAGAAGCAGCAAGAGGCGGAUAAGCACCGUGCGCAAUUCUCGAAUCCAGAAAGUGAUCAUUUGACCCUACUGAAUGUGUAUACGGCAUGGAAAACCAACAGGUGUUCUGACAAUUGGUGUUAUGAGCAUUAUAUUCAAGCACGGGGGCUUCGAAGGGUAGAAGAUGUGCGUAAACAGUUACUAAGUUUAAUGGACCGUUAUCACCAGCCCGUAAUAUCAUGUGGUCGAAACCGGGAAUUAAUUUUGCGUGCAUUGUGUUCUGGACAUUUUACGAAUGUAGCAAAGAGAGACUCACAUGAAGGAUGUUAUCGAACGACGGUGGAGAAUGCACAAGUGUAUAUGCAUCCCAGUAGUGUGUUAUUCGGAAAACCUGCGGAAUGGGUAAUUUACCAUGAAUUAAUUCAGACGACGAAGGAGUAUAUGCACACGGUAAGCACGAUUCAUCCACGAUGGCUGGUGGAGGUGGCACCGACAUUUUUUAAAUUUGCGAAUCCAAACCAGAUUUCCAAGUCGAAGAAGGGAACGAAAGUUGUGCCUCUAUUCAAUCGAUUUGAAAAAGCAGACGAAUGGAGAAUAUCCAAGCAGAAGAAAGGAAGGUAA
Molecule: messenger RNA, 3516 nt
Organism: Schizosaccharomyces osmophilus
Lineage: Eukaryota; Fungi; Ascomycota; Schizosaccharomycetes; Schizosaccharomycetales; Schizosaccharomycetaceae
Gene: prp22
Product: ATP-dependent RNA helicase Prp22
Exons: 2
Coding region: 1-3516 (1171 amino acids)
Biological process (GO): spliceosomal complex disassembly
Cellular component (GO): catalytic step 2 spliceosome; intracellular anatomical structure
Molecular function (GO): RNA binding; ATP binding
Source: RefSeq, a predicted model, not a curated record